UCUUACUCCCUUUUGCCCCUCCCACCUCUUUCUCUCUCUCUCGCUCCCUUCAGGGAGCCCGGAGUAGGGCAGAUGAGUGGGUGGAGCCUGUGGUCUCUCCUGAGGCAGAACAGAGGGAUUGUAGGUCAAUAUGGAUCCUAAAGAACCUGGUGGGAAUGAGCGAGAGAAUGAAAAAGAGGAGAAAAAAGAGAAAGAGAGAGGACUAAAGCGGAGAAAUCGUCUGUUCCUCAGAUAUCUGGAGAGGAGGAGAACCGACACCAUCGUGGAUGAAGAUUCUGGUAAAGGAGACAUCAGCAUCAACACACUGGUGAGGAGAAGCCAGUCCGAUAAAACCGAAUACAGCGCUAAACUUAAAGAGAAAAUGGCUCCACAUGACUUGUUGUCGCCCACCUCCCCUUCGCUGGACCCCGAGGAGAUCCGCCAGCGCAAGAUGGUGAAGAGGUCAAAAGUCAUAGAUGAGCUGGUGAGGACAGAGGGGGAUUACCUGACUGAUCUGGAGCUGUGUAUCAGAGAGGUGCUGCAGCCGCUCCGCAACACACAGGUGGUGGAUGUGGAGCGUCUGUUUACCAAUAUGGAAAGUGUGUGUGCUGUGUCUGGAGAGUUGCUGCACAGACUGCAGGAGGCCACAUCAGAACCUGAUCCAGAAACACAGCUGAUAGGGGAGGUUUUCAUUCAGGUCAAGGCAGCUGUGGAGGAGGUCUAUAAGAUCUACUGUUAUCACCAUGACGAAGCUAGCGCGUUACUAAAGACGUAUGAGAAACAGGAGGAAAUACAGCAGCAUUUCAAAACCUGCAUAUCUGCACUAAAGCAGAUUUAUGACCAGCAAGGGAAGCCCAAUCUGCUGGACAUGGGGUCAUUAAUCAUUAAGCCUGUCCAGCGUGUGAUGAAAUAUCCACUCCUACUGGCUGAAUUGUGGCAGGCCACACCUACUGACCACCCUGACCACCAACCUCUGCAGGAGGCUCUGACUGCAGCAAAGAUCAUCAACAUUAAUAUCAAUGAGUUCAAGCGGCGGAAGGACAUUGUGUUGAAGUACAAGAGGAGUGAUGAUGAAGGAACCCUGAAGGGCAAGUUGAACAAGUUCAGCAUUCACUCUCUCAGGAAAAAAUCCGACCGUAUCACCGGCUACUUCAAAAUCCUCACUGGAGUGGAGCCGCAGAUGCGUGAUGCGGUGUUUGAUAAAGAAGAGAAGCAGUUCCGCAACCUGGAAAAAGCCAUUAGACAGCUGGUGAAGAACAUCAGCCUCUUACAGCAAAACGCACAGGAGAUGAUAUCCGUUGCAGUCCGGAAUGUGGAAGACUUGGAUGCCAUCAUGAAGGAUCCUGAUAAAAUAGACACCAAUGGCUAUCAACACAGGAGGAAUGGCCACGACCCUUAUAAACAAUUGAGUGAUCGUCUCGAGAGGCUGGUGGUGGCUCCUCUCUCUGCUCUACAAGCCAUGUUCUCUGCACCUCAGAAGCUGAUUCAGAAGCGCUACGAUAAACUGCUGGACUGCUGCAGCUGCCCUGAUGAAGCGUCCUCCUGCAGUGAGGAGCAGCUCCAGGCCCAGAGAGACUACCAGGCCUUGAACGCCCAGCUUGGGGAGGAGCUACAGCGCUUUAACAGGGCAGCCAGCACCAUCCUCACCAACAGCCUGCUAUGUAUGGUGGGGUUGUUGAGGGGGCUGGUGGAGGUGGCCAGACCUCGAGUUCAACAGCUGCCUGCUCCCCUGUCAAACAUCAGUGAGGUCCAGAACAGCAUUAUGGAGGAGAUCAAUAACCUGGCCUUUGUCAGAGACAACUCGCAGAAGCUAAUGGAGCGCAAAGUCAGCUUUGAGAAAAGAGAAAGGAAGAACCCGGCUCCAGAGGUCCAGCGGCAGACAGAGGCCCACAGGGCACGGCUCCUGGCGCAGCACCCACAGGAUCGCAUCUACCAGCUGAAGAGAAACUGUAAUGCCUGCCAAGAUCAGGACAUUUCCCUGCUGGAGGGGGAGCUGGUGGCCCUGCUGGAGGACUACGACCCACUGGGCAGCACUAGCCGUUGGCUAGUGGACACUGGAAGUAUGCAGGGCUACGUGUACUCCACCUUCCUGAAGGCGUAUAACCCCCAGCGGGACGUUAGCGAGCGUCCUGAUGAUUUUGAUAAUCUGAGCCUGUUCGUGUCAGGCAGCAGAAGCAGCAGCCUGUACAGCUUCAACCAGCAGGGGGAACCACAGAACACACAGGAGCAGCCGGACAUCGCUGACGAGCAACAUUUCUACGCAGUGUAUGCAUUCAAGGCGCGCUGUGAGCAGGAGCUGACCCUGCAGGAGUACCAGCCUGUCCGAAUCCUGCAGUUCUCUGACCUCGGGGGUAAUAAAGACUGGUGGCUGGCUGAGGCCAAUGGUCAGCGAGGCUACGUCCCAGCUAAUUACCUUGGCAAGAUGUCCUAUGCCUGAAGAAAGACGAAACCAAAGCACCUCUGACCUUUAUUUUUCCAUCAACGCUGUUUUUAAACACAGAUUCUGCUUAAAUGAAGGCCAAAACUUGCACUAAGAGAUGACCACUGUUAGCACUUUGUAUUUCUACCUACAGUGUUUCAUUUGCCACACUGAUGAAGAGUAUAAUAAUAUGUGAAGUCACCAGAGAAGUUAUAUAUACAUAGUCACAGCAUAUGAAGAGAAUUUAUUGAGAUCGUCAUAAUUUUAUAACAUUAGAAGUGAAAGCUGUAACUUAAUUGCCUGAUUAACGACAAAUAAAUAUAUUCUAAAACAGAA
Molecule: messenger RNA, 2734 nt
Organism: Pygocentrus nattereri (red-bellied piranha)
Lineage: Eukaryota; Metazoa; Chordata; Actinopteri; Characiformes; Serrasalmidae
Gene: arhgef38
Product: Rho guanine nucleotide exchange factor (GEF) 38
Exons: 15
Coding region: 131-2416 (761 amino acids)
Biological process (GO): intracellular signal transduction
Cellular component (GO): cytoplasm
Molecular function (GO): guanyl-nucleotide exchange factor activity; protein binding
Source: RefSeq, a predicted model, not a curated record